Zerene cesonia (dogface butterfly) is the source of this 1170-nucleotide messenger RNA. RefSeq lists its product as uncharacterized. NCBI's taxonomy places the organism in Eukaryota, Metazoa, Arthropoda, Insecta, Lepidoptera, Pieridae. The transcript has 8 exons. The record is from RefSeq and is a predicted model, not a curated record. Bases 103 to 1143 code for a protein of 346 amino acids.
UAACUACAAAGUCCCAACUGCUUCCCGAACAGGUGAUAAAUGUCAAAACUGUGCUAUGACGAUUCAAAAGUGUUUCUAUAAGAAAUCUAAUUGGACAAAUAAAUGUUUGGGGUUAUUAAUUUAUUACCUUGUUUACAUUUACAGUUGGUAUGCUUAUUUCGACCAACGGUGGGCAGUAACGGCGAUGUUUCAUCUUUUCAACUGCUUGCCAGAUUGUCCUUCCCGACUGUAGAAACUAAACCAUACAACAUGCCAAGUAGCAAAGAAAUAGACCCAAAGCAGAGUUAUGCUGAGGAGAAAUUCGACAACCUACUGAAGUACACCAGUUUUAUGAACGCUCGUCUGAAAGAACCACAUAAUCCCGCAGAGCGAAAGGACAUCCUAGAGACUGGGCAGAAGAAACUGUUCGCCUUCAUCGACACGCACAUAAAGGAUUUGAAAAGGUUGCUCUUUGCGACCGACAUGGCGCUAAUGUCGAUGGUGUUGCUGAAACUGAACAAGAAAAUGGACACGUCGGAGGCGAAAAUAAAAUCGACUCAGGCGAAGAUCCCGUUCGGAUUAUAUACAAGCCCGGAGUUCAAAUGCCUCGGCACAUCAUACUACAUAGCGUCGGCGCACAACCAAGAAGACGUCCAGAUGAUACUGUCCAGUGAAAGGAAGCCUCAUUGCUACACUUUUAGAGGAGCAUUUGCGUUCUCCGGCUUCUACCAUCGCCACUCGGAGACCACGUAUGUUGGACCCCAUGCAGAGCAGUUCCAGGCGAAGGACCCGAGUCAAGGUCUGUACUGCCACUCCGAUGACAACUGGAGCGACGCUCAGUGCAUUUAUAAGAUAAAUCCUAGAGAAGAGUUUCCGGAAUCAGUAGAAUAUGAACCCAAAGUAUCGUACUGGUGUGGCCCGUACCGCUACUUCAUCCCCGCCACCACAGACAUCCGCUGCAUCUUCUCCAUCUUCUCCAUGAACUUCAUCUUGCGGUUCGGUUACGAUGGCGUCACUUAUAAGAGCUCCGACUUAUCCUUUAUGUAUCAAAACGGACAGGUCUUCUACACAGACGAGCCCUGGGCUGGAAUGUCGUGUUGGAACUGGGCUUGCAAAUGGCGUCACAACCAGAAUCAGCGAUCUAAUGAGUUUUUCGUGAACUAAAUAAACAUAUUUUCACAUAUUUUUAUU